Molecule: messenger RNA, 2349 nt
Organism: Bufo gargarizans (Asiatic toad)
Lineage: Eukaryota; Metazoa; Chordata; Amphibia; Anura; Bufonidae
Exons: 10
Coding region: 877-2349 (490 amino acids)
Biological process (GO): retrotransposition
Cellular component (GO): ribonucleoprotein complex
Molecular function (GO): single-stranded RNA binding
Source: RefSeq, a predicted model, not a curated record
UCCAGUGAAAUAACGGAUCCGUCUCAUCUGGUUUCAGACGGAAUAACGGAUCCGGUAUUUACAUUUUCAAACAUCAAAGGAACUAAUUUCACAUGCAAAUUGUACAGUGGCUAUAAAAAACAAACGAAGGUCAUAUACCGCUCAGAUGCUGCCCCACUAAUACUUGUUUCCCACGGGAGAAUAUGUCUUCCAGCCAGAUAGCGCCGUCGCUAUUGGGUGCAUCCAAUUACUUCUGCCAGAAUGAGAAAGGGAGCAUUUGAAGUUCUGUUUCCCGAACUGCGGAAUUAUCCGGACAAGCGUCGACAGUUUUGACCAUCUGCUACAUCGAAAGACAGGACAGCACUUUCCGUCUAAGUGUUUCACCUGCAGAAUGCUUAAUGCUUACCAUAAGAUUCUGAAAAUGUUUUAUAACAUUAGAAGAUGCUUGUAUUCAGGGGUUAUGACCACCCUGCAAUUCAGAUGCGGUGGACGCACUUGCAUGCUAUAGGAAAAUGUGUUUUUCUGUAGGAUGGGACCACAGAACUGUACAAUGUACAGUAUAAGAGGCAACCUUGUCACGAAUGGCCCCAUCACGUUUUGAAAUAGAAGAUGAAAGCCUUAUAACAGCAAAGAUGUCAGAUAUGCUGAUAGAGGCCAGAAAAAUAAAUGCUGGACUGAAGUGUGUGAAAUACUGUAUGAGAAUUGGGAGACCCUAAGUUGCAGCCAAAAAACAAUAAAAUUGAAGAAGAGGCCCAAACAAGAUGGCGUUCACUGAAGGACUGCUACAGGAGAGUACUGAGAAAUGUUCACAAGUGUUUAAGAAGUGGCAGCUCCCCUUCUAAAAGAAAGCAAGUACUAUGGAAAAUCUGAAUCCAACCACAUCAACACAGCAAGAAUAUGACAAUGCAGAUGCCCCACAGGAAACAUCAGCAGAGUGUGGUCAAGGCACAUCAGCAGAAGCCACAACGAUCACUACCACAUGGUGUACAAGUUGAUGAAAUAAAGAAUAGAUGGUGGAGUUGCCGGGACCAAUUUCGAAAGGAAAUGGCCCUUCACGGCCGCAGUGGUUCAGGGCCACUGAAGAAAAGGCUCUACAUUUAUAUAGAACAGCUCAUGUUCCUACGAGACAUAAUGGACGUGCGCCCGACAGAAGACAACCUGGAGAAAGAAACAGAGCAGGCUGCCCAACAGCAUUCUUCUGCUGCUGAGGAAGAGAAUCCCCCUUCCCUGGACACAGAGGAGAUGGCUGAAGCCAGACCAUCCACCAGCUCCACGCCCCACAUCCCUCCUGCAGAGUCUGCACCUUCACUUCAGCUGGGGGCACGUCGGAAACUGUCAAUGCCCAAAGCUGAAGUGGAGGUCAAUACUCGGGUACUGGACUAUUUGUCCAGAGUCCGGCAGGAGGACCAUUAUGAAUUGUAUGGGCGCAGUCUUGGAACACUUUUUAAAAAAGUUCCAGAGGAUCUUUAUCUGCAGACCCAAGGCGCCAUUGGGAUCAUUAUUCAGGCAGCCACUCCGCCGAAAGAUCCUACAGAAUUGUUUAUAGCGCUGGAAAAUUGGCGCUUAUAUGGGAACAUCUAUGGGCCACCACCUAGGCCUCCUUCGCAGUUUCCUAACAGGGCUCCCCAUUAUCCUCCUCCUCCUCGGCAACCAUUCCCCCCUCCACCCCAACAAUAUGGCCACCUAUACAGUGCAGAGGCAACAUAUCCUCCACCUGCUCCCUCUGCAGCUCAGGCUGCUCCACCACAGCACUUUGCCCCCUCUUCUCACACCCUCACGUUACUACAACUUAUAAAAAUUAUAACAAUGCACUGGAAGGUUUACCAGGUGCUUGAUGAAGAGUCAUCUCUUAUUUUUAUGAAAAAGGAGGAUGAAAUGUCUGCUAAUGUCAUUCCAAGUUUUGCAGUAGAGGCAUGUUCAUCAGAAAAUGCAGAUAAUUUCUCCAACCUGGAAGAAUCUAUACAGGAGCAAGAUUACCUUAUACAACAUAUCAAAAACUUACCCACUAUAGAAAAUAUCCAAGGACUUUUCAAGGACUGGUUCACACCAUUAAAAAGUGAUCUAUCCGAGAUCAAGACAGAUCUCAAACAUUUGAAUGAUAGAAUAGACUCCAUUGAGGUCGCACAGCAAACUGAAAUUUUCAAUCUCCAAAUGCAUAUAGACGACCUGGAGAAUCGCUCUAGGCGAAACAAUUUACGUAUUAAGGGCAUGCCAGAAUCAGUGGAUGAUAAAGAUGUGCCAAAAGCCCUUACUUCAAUUUUUCUGGAACUUUUAGGAAAAGAGGAUGAUUUUGACAUAGGCCUGGAGAGGGCACAUAGUGUAUAUCGGCUGAAAUCAGUCUCAGCAGACUCUCCAAGAGACAUUCUCUGA